AUGAUGAUUUUUGCUUACGAUAAACUUGGGAAAAUUGUCACUGAUCGAGUUCCAAUUGGCAGUAGUGUAAUCGGGGAUUACUACAAAACAUUCCUUGCCAAAAAAUUGCGACCGGAAAUCCGUAAAAAGCGACCAGGAAUGUUACAAAAUGGUGUGUCCAUAUUGCACGAUAAUGCGCGGCCGCAUAUCGGAGCACCAGUCGUCGCUCUUUUGGAGAAAUAUGGAUGGGAACACCUCAAACACCCACCGUAUUCGCCGGAUUUAAGUCCUCCGGACUUUGAUUUAUUUCCAAAACUGAAGGAACCACUUAGAGAGAUCCGUUUUCCCAACUUAGAUAUACUAAAUGAAGAAGUGAGCCGAAGGAUCCGUGAACUCAACAAAGAUGGCAUCCUAUGCGGCAUUCAAGCGCUCCCGAAACGAUGGCAAUCGUGUAUAGACAAGCAGGGAGAUUAUAUCGAAGGUCUAUCAUAUCACCAAAAAUAA
This is a messenger RNA of Cinara cedri, 483 nucleotides long. The record is from the annotation of a GenBank genome assembly. Lineage: Eukaryota; Metazoa; Arthropoda; Insecta; Hemiptera; Aphididae.